AUGCCCGAGACUCACAUCGAGAAAGAGUACGUCGCGGUGGUUUCCGGCAUCCAUGGCCUACGCCCCGACGAGGCCGUCCAGCAGCAGCUCCUGGAUGGUGUCGACUUGGAGGAUGGCAAGGCGCCAGCGGCCGCCAAAGUCGUGGAGCUCCUUCAGGACGAUGCCACGGGCUUGGCCCAACUUCGGCUGGUUGUGUCUUCUGGACGGUACCACCUGGUGAGGCGGAUGAUGAGAGCGGUCGGCUUCCACUGCGAGCAGCUGCUGCGCACGCGCAUCGGGACCAUUCGCGGGGUGCGCGCGGGCCUGGCUCGAGAGGAAGCGCGGGAGGGAGGCAGAGCCCAACUGGGGGACGGCGCAAAUCUGCAGCCCGGGCAAUCUCACGGGCGCCUGCCUGUGAGGUAUGCUGCUGUAACAGCGGAAGAGGUUGCCAGCAUCUACCGGCGAGGGGUUGCAUGGCUUAACCGAGCAUGCAGAAGCCAGCCCAUGCUGAAGACGCAACAAGGCUUUGCAACCGCAACAAGCUUUCUCCGGCCCCUUAGCGCAGCUUUCCGGUCCCAUGGGAUGCGGCGCUCCAAGUUCUCCACGCUGCGGCGGCGUCGGGAGCUGUCGAAGGUUCUCUGCGCCAUCGCGGGCCGCAGCUGCCAAAAGGACGCCCAAGAGUUCUCCAAGGUUCUGCACACCUUUGGCACCGACACUUCCAACUUGGAGGAGCGGCGCUGUGUGAGCCGUGACGCGGUGCGGGAGCCUUUUGUCUCUCCCUUCAAGCAUAUCGGCUCCAGGGAUGAGGAGUCCCACUGGAUGGAGAAUCGGUCGCCGGUGGUAGGGAGGAAGUUUAGCAACGCAGAGGUCUUGGGGCGGGCGCGGCGGGUGAUCAUCUCGGCCAAGGCCCACCGUGAGAUCGACUGGGACAAGGUUUUCCUGGCCGCUGAUGUGGACAAGUCUGGCGCAUUGGACCUCAAGGAGCUGAAGCAGGUGAUGCGUGUGGCGCUGCGCAUCUCCCCGCAGACGCUGCCAGACUACGACAUCCAGGUGCUGUUCGAGGCCAUCGACCAGGACGGCAGCGGCUCUGUGGAGAUGUCUGAGCUGCUAGAGUACGUGUGCCACGGCUCCAAGCGGCCGGACGAUGAUCAAGAGCUGUUCAGGAAGAAGACCGCUCGGGUGCGGAGGAACUUGAACCUGGCCUUCCGGAAAUACACCGCAUCUCACGCAGCGAUCAAUGAACUGUUUGCCAACAUGGACGCCGGCGGCGACGGCAAGGUCUCCUUGACCGAGUUCAUGUACUUUGCGCGGAUCAACUUGCGGCUCACGCAAUAUGACGUGGGCGACAUGGAGCUGAAGCAGUUUUAUAGAGGCAUGGACCACGACGGGGACGGCGUGGACGCGGAGGAGCUGCUGAACUUCAUCAAGGAGCAGCACGCAGAGCUGUCCAGCCGGAAGGUGUUUUCCUUCGCGGACAAGGACGGCGGUGGGAUAAAGAAGGAGCCAUGGAAGCAGCGCAACCCCUUUGACAGGGGCAACUGCCUGGAGUCCCCAAGCAGCGUUUUCGUGAACCUGGGCCGCAUCAAGCCGCCGCCAAUGCGGUUGGCGGUGGCAAGCAGGUAAACGUCCUUAUUGGGAGUGCGCUUCUUGCGUCGCCCGCGCCUGUCUGUAAGUGCCAGAUUUGCCACUGAUGCAAGCCAACUUGGCAACUUGGAAUUUCCCGAUGCCAAAGGCAUUCUGUGGACCCAAGCGUGCAUC
Effrenium voratum is the source of this 1737-nucleotide messenger RNA. Lineage: Eukaryota; Dinophyceae; Suessiales; Symbiodiniaceae. The record is from the annotation of a GenBank genome assembly.